Messenger RNA from Cyphellophora attinorum, 849 nucleotides. Its product is annotated as Dol-P-Man:Man(5)GlcNAc(2)-PP-Dol alpha-1,3-mannosyltransferase. The transcript has a single exon. Lineage: Eukaryota; Fungi; Ascomycota; Eurotiomycetes; Chaetothyriales; Cyphellophoraceae. The record is from RefSeq and is a predicted model, not a curated record. The coding region runs from base 1 to 849 and encodes 282 amino acids.
AUGUCGAAGCUAUCAGAGGGCUUGAAAGCUCUCAUCAAUGCUGCACACGCUCGACCUACCGUCACUAAAGCGCCUGCCAACGUCAGGGCCAUAUACAGCCAGAUAUCAGAUUCUGCCAAAACACAUCAUGUCGGCACACCAGCAUGGCUCACCAUCGCAACAGCAACAACCAUGACCUUGAACUCGCCUGCAUCGCUGCUACAACUACAUGCUCUGGCAUCUCAGUCACAGUCAAAGCUCAGCCCUACGGAGACUGCAGAGCUCAUGCGCGAAGUCGGCCUCAAAUGCAUCUCCUUCAAUGGCAUUCCGCGGACGAUCAACUCCCUUGGUGCUUUCAGGGACGGCCUUCCAAAGGACGUUCAGUCACAGCUCAAGACUGAACCGACGAGGGAGAUCUCGUCACAGAAUGCCGACGCCAUCGUGUCACGCGGGCGUUCGCUGUGGAACAGUAUCUACCGCCCCUUCGAAGACAAGCUCGUCGACAAGCUAGCACUUUCACACCCCAACCUACCGGUCUAUAUCAUAAAUUCGCACUAUGCAACCAAUCUGUCCGACCCAGAUCAAAACAUGCCUGUGAAGGUGGGCCGCGUUUUGACGAGCCUGGUGGCAAUAUCGUGCCUCCGCGCCCAGACUGGAGUUGCGCCGCAAGUCUUGAGCCAUAUUUUCGGGUUGCGCAAAGCUUUUGACGAUGGCUCUGCUGAGACAGAUGUCGAAGGUGGUAAGUGGCUUGCUGGUGAAGAAGGCAAUCGCUGGAUUCUGGAUACUAUCGAUUCUAUCGUGGCAUCCAUUGGCGGGGAGGCAGGCACGACCUUUGCGCCAGGUCUUGGACAGGAAAGGGCGAAGCUUUAG